Papilio machaon (common yellow swallowtail) is the source of this 638-nucleotide messenger RNA. Its product is annotated as high mobility group protein D. The transcript is spliced from 4 exons. Lineage: Eukaryota; Metazoa; Arthropoda; Insecta; Lepidoptera; Papilionidae. The record is from RefSeq and is a predicted model, not a curated record. Gene Ontology annotation, molecular function: transcription cis-regulatory region binding. The coding region runs from base 113 to 478 and encodes 121 amino acids.
GAACAUUGCUUCGAGCUCCAUACAUUUUCUUCUGGUUCUCUACGUCUGCAGUUUGGUUGUGUACCAGUUCAAAAAUUAUUUCAAAAUUUUUGCCAUCAGGAAAAAAGUUAAAAUGACGGACAAGCCUAAGCGUCCAAUGUCUGCAUACAUGUUAUGGCUAAAUAGUGCAAGAGAACAAAUUAAAGCAGAUAAUCCAGGUCUCAAAGUCACUGAAAUAGCCAAAAAGGGAGGAGAAAUAUGGAGGUCGAUGGAAGACAAAAGUGUUUGGGAGGCGAAGGCUGCCAAAGCGAAAGAGCAAUACACAAAAGAUCUGGAAUCAUACAAUGCUAAUGGAGGCGGUGGUGAAGGUGGCGGCAAAAAGGCACAGAAGAGAGCAAAGAAGGGCAAGAAAGCUGCCGCUGCCCCUGCUAAAUCUAAGAAGAAGAAGGAGGAGUCUGAAGAAGAGGAGGGUGAGGAGGAAGAAGAAGAAAGCGAUUGAUCUCCCAACUUUAAUGGCAUUUCUGUUCAUAUUGAAUAAUUUUCUUAAACUUAAUUUAUUACAAAUUAAAUAAAAAAGGACUGACUUUCCAAUAUCUGUAUGAAUUACCAUUUUAUAUAAGUAUAUUUCUUAAUAAUGAUUUUCUAAUUUUUUUUGAAUG